GCAGACUGCCCACCCCGCGGCGUCGCCCGGCAGCGCCUCCUCGUCUCCGCCCCGCCGGCCGCGGCCGCGGGGGACGUCAGCGCUGCCAGCGUGGAAACCGCGGCGGUCCGCGGGAGGCGGAAGUAGCGCUGGGACCGCGGAGCCUCCAUAGGGCUCCGCCGGCCGCCUCAGCCAUGGACGCGUCCCUGGAGAAGAUAGCAGACCCUACAUUAGCUGAGAUGGGAAAAAACUUGAAAGAGGCCGUGAAGAUGCUAGAGGACAGUCAGAGAAGAACAGAGGAGGAAAAUGGAAAGAAGAUAUCAGGAGAUAUUCCGGGGCCACUGCAAGGCAGCGGACAAGACAUGGUGAGCAUCCUCCAGGUAGUACAGAACCUGAUGCACGGAGAUGAAGAUGAGGAGCCCCAGAGUGCCCGAAUCCAGAAUAUUGGAGAACAAGGUCAUAUAGCUUUGCUGGGGCAUAGUCUGGGAGCUUAUAUUUCGACUCUGGACAAAGAGAAGCUUAGAAAACUUAUGACCAGGAUACUUUCAGACACUACGUUAUGGCUAUGCAGAAUUUUCAGGUAUGAAAAUGGCUGCGCUUAUUUCCACGAAGAAGAAAGAGAAGGACUUGCAAAGAUUUGUAGGCUUGCUAUUCAUUCUCGUUACGAAGACUUUGUAGUGGAUGGUUUCAAUGUGUUAUAUAACAAAAAACCUGUCAUAUAUCUUAGUGCCGCUGCUAGGCCUGGCCUGGGCCAGUACCUAUGUAAUCAGCUCGGGUUGCCCUUCCCCUGCUUAUGUCGUGUGCCAUGUAACACUAUGUUUGGAUCCCAGCAUCAGAUGGAUGUUGCCUUCCUGGAGAAACUGAUUAAAGAUGAUAUAGAACGCGGAAAACUGCCCCUUUUGCUUGUAGCAAAUGCUGGAACUGCGGCAGUAGGGCACACAGAUAAGAUUGGACGUUUGAAAGAACUCUGUGAGCAGUAUGGCAUAUGGCUUCAUGUGGAGGGUGUGAAUCUGGCAACCUUGGUUCUAGGUUAUGUCUCCUCAUCAGUUCUGGCUGCAACCAAAUGUGACAGCAUGACACUGACUCCGGGUCCAUGGCUGGGUUUGCCGGCUGUCCCUGCAGUCACCCUUUAUAAACACGACGAUCCUGCCUUGACUUUAGUUGCCGGUCUUACAUCAAACAAGCCAGCAGACAAACUCCGUGCCCUGCCACUGUGGUUGUCUUUACAGUACUUGGGCCUCGAUGGGAUUGUGGAGAGGAUUAAGCAUGCCUGCCAACUGAGUCAACGGUUACAAGAAAGUUUGAAGAAAGUGAACCACAUCAAAAUCUUGGUGGAAGAUGAGCUCAGCUCUCCAGUAGUGGUGUUCAGGUUUUUCCAGGAAUUACCGGGUUCAGAUCCAGUGCUUAAAGGCAUCCCUGUGCCCAACAUGGCACCUUCGGCAGUCAGCCGGGAAAGACACUCGUGUGAUGCCCUGAAUCGCUGGCUGGGAGAGCAGCUCAAACAGCUGGUGCCGGCGAGCGGCCUCACGGUCAUGGAUCUGGAAGUGGAGGGCGUGUGCAUCCGGUUCAGCCCUUUGAUGACAGCAGCAGUUUUAGGCACUCGGGGAGAGGAUGUGGAUCAGCUUGUGGCCUGUAUCCAGAGCAAGCUGCCCGUCCUCACCUGCACACUGCAGCUACGGGAGGAGUUCAAGCAGGAGGUGACAGCAGCGGCAGGUCUCCUGCACGUCGAUGACCCGAACUGGCCUGGAAUAGGGGUUGUCAGGUAUGAACAUGCUAAUGAUGAUAAGAGCAGUUUGAAAUUAGAUCCAGAAGGGGAAAAAAUCCAUGCUGGACUCCUGAAAAAGUUAAAUGAACUGGAAUCUGACCUUACAUUUAAAAUGGGCCCGGAAUAUAAAAGCAUGAAGAGCUGUAUUUACAUUGGCAUGGCGAGCGACGACGUGGAUAUUUCUGAACUAGUGGAGACCAUUGCAGUCACAGCCCGAGAAAUUGAGGAGAACUCACGGCUUCUGGAAAACAUGACAGAGGUGGUUCGGAAAGGGAUUCAGGAAGCUCAGGUUCAGCUGCAGAAGGCAAAUGAGGAGCGACUUCUGGAAGAGGGGGUGUUGCGACAGAUCCCUGUCGUGGGGUCCGUCCUGAACUGGUUUUCUCCAGUACAGGCUUCACAGAAGGGGAGAACCUUUAACUUAACAGCAGGCCUCAGCCUUCAGCAGAGAGGCAUCUGUUCCUUGCUGCUGAAGCACCUUUCCCACUCGCACGUGGAUUCCCAGGCAUGCUCGGGCCACCCUGCUGGCCGAGGACUGUCCGAGGGACGCAGGGUCCCUGGGGAGGUUCAGGGUGGAAUACCCCAGCAGGGCUGGGCCUCGUUGACAGCGCAUUUCCGGAGGGCCAAAGGCUCUGCUGGUCUGAGCGAGGCUCAGUGGCCGCAAGAAGCUUCUAGGGGAACGAGGCUGCAUGGGUCAGCUCCCAGGGCAGCCUGUACCAGGAGUUUCUGCACACACUUCUCUCUUUCAUCGGCAGGCUCCUUGGAGUCCACGGAACACACCUACGUCUACAAGGUACAAGGCACGGGAGUCACACCACCUCAGACCCCCUCGGGCACCCGCACGAAGCAGAGACUUCCAGGCCAGAAGCCUUUUAAGAGGUCCCUAAGAGGUUCUGAUGCUCUGAGCGAGACAAGCUCGGUCAGCCACAUUGAAGACUUAGAAAAGAUGGAGCAUCUGACCAGUGGGCCAGAGCAAGAUGUCCUGGAGACCAGCAGCCCUGAGCCCCACCCUGGGGCUCCCACCCUGCAGGACACCGAGCAGACGGGGGCCCUCCAGAACGGGGCCCAGCGCCCAGAAGAUGACCGUCCCCAGGUAGAAGAACUGGAGAGCUUAAGAUAAAAUUCACUGUUUUGCUUUGAGACUGUACUGAGUAUUAUUUCAGGGAAGAUGAAGUUAUAAUGAAAAUGUGAACCGUGCCACAUGCUAAUGCAAGAGAAAUUACUGUUAUUUGUGCUUAACUGGGAUUUUUUGCACAAAUACGUGCCUGAAAGCCAGGCUUUUUAGAAGGGCAAUUGACUUGUCUAAUUCCACGAGUAUGCGGAGCUGUCAAUACCAUUUUCCCCCGUUACCAUAAACACUUGGAUUCACAAAGAACACUUAGAAUUUCAAGUGCCUGCCACUUGAAACACUUGCUGUUACCAUUCUAAACGUAAGUGUAAGACAUUGUAUGAGGUUACUUAUGAUGUUUUGUUGAGACAGCUUUCUUUAGAACUCUCUGGGUUCUCCGCUGUACUGCUGCUGGAGAGAGACGACAGGCUUUCCAUGUUGGAGCUGGUGUUCUGUUUGGGCAGGCUGCAGCGGACAGCGGGUUUGGAUUUGGCUUGAAGGAGAACGGGAUUCAGUGGGACUGAACGAGAGCCCAUGCCCGCCGUCCCCACUGCUGCUUCCCCGGGGGGCGUGGGGGGGGGGGAAGAAGCCCCCCUGCCGCAGAUCCAUUUCUCCCUUUAUGUACUAUUUGUAAACAAAGGACUAUCUAUGAAGAGUAACUGUAAAACUCUUGGCCAUAUAUAUGUAUAUUUUUAAAUAUUGGUAAAGCUUUUAAAUUGGCACACAGGAAUAGACUGUGCUCAUUUCUAUGUUUAAUAUCCGAAAACCUGAUAGAGAUGCUACUCUUAACCUAAUAUUAACUACGCUGUGUAGCACCCAGUUAAAUUCUUAAGUAUCCCUUUGACCCAUUUGACAUGGGAGCUUCUGUGGCUUCUCCCCACUAGCACCUCACCCCUUUGGGCCCAACUCAGAAACAAGAACCAGAAAAGUCAUCUUGCUCAGGCUGGUCAAGCCAGACCACUGCAGAAAUAACUGGAAGCAAGCCCUUAAAUACUGCCCGUUUCUACUUUUCUGGAAGUACUGCGUCUCCUCAUUUAUCCUAGGUAAUGGCCCCUGUGCCUUUAGUCCAGCCAAGUUAAGCUACGGGACACCUCAAGAUAGUGGGGUUUCACACUGGGUUUGUGAGCUGUCGUGUUGGAAGCCUUAGUUACACCAUAUUAAGCCUAUAAUUAGACUCUGAUUGGAUGUGAUCUCUGACAUUUGGCACUUGUCAAAAUGCAAUUUUUUUUUUUUUUUUUGGUGCAGAUGAUUAAAGUCUUCCCUGUUUAUUUGGUGCAAUGAAGUAUAGCAGAUAACAUGGGGAAAGGGGAAAUUAUCACCUUUAACAAGAUUAAUUUUUAAAUGUUUUUAUAUAUAUUUGGAAUUGUUAAAUUGGUUUUGCUGAAACAGAAUUUCACCCUUAAGACACUAUUUGAAUGUUGGUUUCAAUAAAGGUUCUUGAAAUUGUUA
Molecule: messenger RNA, 4298 nt
Organism: Callorhinus ursinus (northern fur seal)
Lineage: Eukaryota; Metazoa; Chordata; Mammalia; Carnivora; Otariidae
Source: RefSeq, a predicted model, not a curated record